AAGAUUGUAUCUCUGCCCGUCAUGUUUAUUGUUUUUCAUUUUGCUAAGCGAUUUAUUUUUCACUUUGCUGCUUUUUGCGUUUCACAACUACAAAGCGAGGGAAACGCAAAAGAUUAUUGUAAAAAAAGAAGAAUUAUAAAUAUUAACAAUAACAACAAAUAGCAAGAAGUCAAAGCUAAGAUUCACCAGCAAUCACUGGAGUAUUUGUCAUCGUCACACAAUCGUACAAAGCGAAGCCAAUUCUCUGGAAGCUGUGCUGUGGCACUUUGCAACAGAGACGACGGAAACCGGAGGCCGCAGACGAUAGCUAAGGUGCUGGCGCUGGCGCUGUCGAUGGCGACAUAAAACUUAACACAAAGCCUUACAAGCCGAUCAGUCGACAACAUUUCACUUUGGCUGUAGGAAGCAACCGAACCAAUCGCACCGACAGCAAUAGCAGCAACAGCAGCAAACAACAACGGAAAUAUCAGUGCUGACAGCAACAAAUAUCGGAAAAGAAAUUUUUAUAGCAGACGCAAACGACAUUUUUACAGUUCGUGGAAGUUCGCGACAUUAAACACACGCAAUUAAUUUAAGUGUUUGAGUAAAAAAAAAAAAUUCGCAUAUUGCAAGUCAAGCGUUUUAUAAGCGUGUUGUGGGUGAAGUUAUUCGAUAGAAGACGGACAAUGAACAUGAAACGCUGUCAAAGCGCUCUGCUGCACCUGUCGCUGUUACUCAGCGUUUUGGCGCUAGAUUGCACACUCGCCGCCUCCAUUUACACGCUAGAUGACACAGCGCCUGCCAAACCAACCGAAAUGCCCGCCAAAUUUGUCGUUAUCACCGAGGACGUCAUACCCGAUGUCGCGAAUACAACACAAAAAGUGAUACGCGUCAAUCCACUCGAUUUGCCAGCGCUGUCUGAAGACUCCAGCGGCAGCGAAGACUCAUCACUCUACAAAAUACAGAGUUUACUGCCAGCAAAUCGCAACUAUGUGAACUCGAAUCGCAUGCGCGUCAAGAAAAUGCGUCCCAAUGAUAUUAAGGCCGCCACCGACAGCAAGGUUGCGGAUUCGCCGAUCAUUCGACAACUUACCGAACCGAAAUUCCGUAAACCUAGUCGCAAUCAAAAGAAGAAUCUACAUUUUCUCUACAAUCAGGAAGCCUUGGAUGGUCAUAAAGUCAGCAAAACUAUGAAUGUGCGUGUGGCGCCUGGCGCUUAUCCGGUUUACUAUGCGGUUUCUAAAACCAAUGGCCGUUUUGGUAAAUAUCCAAUAAAGGGGUUUCGCACGCCAACAGAAUUUCUGAAAUAUUUGGCCAAAAGUAAAGUGACGCAUUGAAGACAGCAUUUGGACAGUUGAGUGGCAGCAGAUUUGCAGCUCUGAUAAAAGAGCAAUGCUGAGUAUGGGUUGACGCUUUUCCUUUUUAGGUAAGCGGGCAAUAUUCUGGAAGUACUAAAUUAUAAUUUAAUUUUCAAAAAUAAACAAAACCUGACAUAUAGAUUUAUGUGUGAUUUGUAUAAUUAAUUUUAAUUUAGUAUUAUUAUGACUUUAAAGAUAGUAUUUAUAAAUAGUGGCUUAAUGUACUUUAAAAUCUAUAAAUGUUUACUAUGUAAUUUUAAAAAGUGCCAAAAUAAAGUCGAAUUAUUUAAUACAAAAA
Molecule: messenger RNA, 1635 nt
Organism: Bactrocera oleae (olive fruit fly)
Lineage: Eukaryota; Metazoa; Arthropoda; Insecta; Diptera; Tephritidae
Source: RefSeq, a predicted model, not a curated record